Molecule: messenger RNA, 354 nt
Organism: Phytophthora nicotianae INRA-310
Lineage: Eukaryota; Oomycota; Peronosporomycetes; Peronosporales; Peronosporaceae
Exons: 4
Coding region: 1-354 (117 amino acids)
Source: RefSeq, a predicted model, not a curated record
AUGGAAGGGGUUACGAUCAGUCUCAAGAAGCUAUGUAGCUACUUAUCGAGCAUCAAUGUUAUGACAAACGCGGUCGACCUGCUACAGAGCCACCAACUGAACCAAGAUCUCGACACUGUCUCACAUACUGGCAUCAAGUUUAAGAGUAUGUGGAAGGAAUGCAGUCGUCGAUUCUCUACUGCUGAGGAAGAAUGCAAACUUUCUGGGUCACACGACGAGUUCUGGGAGUUUGUCACGCGCCCGCAUAUGACCCGCAAAGAAAUCUACCAGUUCAAUGGCAAGCCCUCCAAUACGGUGGGUCCGCAGGACAUCUGUCGGAAUGUGCCGUGUGGCUCAAUCCUCGGCAUCAGUUAG